UCCACUGUCCCCAGCAUCACAGAGCUCUCUGACCUCCAGCACAGCCCCAGCAUCAGGUCCUCCACGUGUCUGUCCUCCAGCACCAAGCGCUGCCAGAGGAAGGAGAGAAGUGCAAGAGAAACCCAGAGGGCUUCACCGAGAGGGGGAGAUUUGCAACUUUGGACGUUUUUGGAGAAGUGGACGCAUUUUUCCUAAUUUUCCGCAGUUUUGGGAAAGCAACGCCUGACGGAAGAGCACCAUGAAGUCCCGGCUGGCCAGCUGCAGCGACUCCGGCUCCGAGAUGGACUGCAGCAGUCCGGAGAAGUUCCAGACGGUGACGCGGCGGAGGAUGGCCGCCAACGCCCGGGAGAGGAAGCGGAUGGAGGGCCUGAACACGGCCUUCGACUGCCUGCGCAAGGUGGUGCCCCAGUGGGGCCAGGACAAGACGCUGUCCAAGUACGAGACCCUCCAGAUGGCGCUCAGCUACAUCAUGGCCCUCAGUCGCAUCCUGACGGACCCCCGGAGGCAGCAGCCCGCCCACACCACCCAGUGGCUGGACCUGCAGCUGGACUGUGUUCAGGACGAGGCCUACCCGUGCCUGAUGGGGUACGAGGCGCCCGCGGAGCCGGAGUACACGCACACCUCCUUCCCCUAUCAGUUUGACGGCUACCAGGCUCAGAGCUGAGACUGCCAGGUUUGGUCUUAAGACUUCCAGAGUCAAAGCUGAGACUACCUGGUUCAGGCUCAGGACUACCAGGCUCAGAGCUGGGACUACCAGUUUCAGGCUUCAGGCUACCUGGGUCAAAGCACGACUACUUGGUUUCAAACAUACGACUUUCCUUGAUCAGUAAGAUUAUGAUUAAUCAUGGUUUUAGAUGUAGGUGAUUGUGUAAUCAAAUUAUGUAAUUGACUUGCAUAAUGACACAGGCCUUUCCUCCAGUUAAGGAGUAAGUAAAUACAUUUGUAUUACGUUAUAUUUAUUAAUAACUUAUUGUAUUUUUUAUGUCUAUCAAUUAAGUGUAUUUUGUGUUAUAUGCUUGAUUUAGAUUUUUGCAGCCCAGUAAUCUUGAAUCUUUUUUGUUCAAGCAUGUGGAAGUUUUAAGGGAAUUGUUUCAAUGAAAAAUUGUGAAGGAAUAAUUAGAUUGUGUAACAUAAAUGUUGUACCUUUACAUAUUGUAUUUUUUAUCAAAUAUUUUGAUAUGGCCCCAAAAUGCUGUGCAAUCUGCCAAUAACCACUGUUUAACAUUGUUGGUAUAUUAUGUAUUUCUAAUUGUUUUCAGCCAUGAUACGUACAAAUGUGAUUUGUUAUUUCUUACAUGAAGAUUCUUAUUUUUUUAUGGUUCUUUACCUAAAAUAAAAUAUUUCUU
Messenger RNA from Gadus morhua (Atlantic cod), 1346 nucleotides. It is a transcript of the gene atoh7, whose product is annotated as atonal bHLH transcription factor 7. The record is from RefSeq and is a predicted model, not a curated record. Gene Ontology annotation, cellular component: nucleus. NCBI's taxonomy places the organism in Eukaryota, Metazoa, Chordata, Actinopteri, Gadiformes, Gadidae. Gene Ontology annotation, biological process: axon development; positive regulation of transcription by RNA polymerase II; sensory organ development. The transcript has a single exon. The coding region runs from base 239 to 664 and encodes 141 amino acids. Gene Ontology annotation, molecular function: E-box binding; protein dimerization activity; DNA-binding transcription factor activity, RNA polymerase II-specific.